UUUAAAAACCGGUUUGUUAAAUCUGAUUAUUUUUCAUUGUGCAGAAAAAAUAAUUAGAGGGGCCAUUUUAAGAAUUAUUGAUAACUUCAUCAGUGGGUUUAGCACUUUAGCCGAUAUGUAAAAUAGGUAGUAAAUUCGAUUUUUCUAAAUUCUAACCCCCAUUGUCUGGACUGCGAUUAUCUCAGUGAAGCCAUGACGAUGUACUCCGACAACUCUUCUUCGAUUGUUCGUCUCAAUAUAGGGGGAAAGAAAUUCUGCACAACUGUUGAUACUCUAACUCAGCGUGAGCCUCAUUCAAUGCUAGCUGCAAUGUUCAGUGGUCGCCACACUGUUUGUAAGGACUCUGAGAAGGGGUAUGUAUUUGUUGAUAGAGAUGGGAAACACUUUCGGCAUGUUUUAAAUUGGUUGAGAGAUGGUGUAGUUCCCAAUUUGUCAGAUUUAGAAUGUUCAGAGCUUUUGCGGGAGGCAGAAUACUAUCAGCUUCUUGGAUUAGUAGAUGGGAUCACUGAGGUCUUGAAUAAGAGAAAAGAGGAUGAAGAAAUGGAUACUGAAUUAACACGUACUGAUAUCAUCAAAUGUGUACAAUCUGAAAAAGUUAGGUUGAGAGGAGUAAAUCUCUCUGGCCUCGAUCUUUCCAAACUGGACUUGUCAUUUGUGGACUUCAGCUAUGCUUGCCUGAAAAAUGUUUUCUUCUCGCGUGCUAAUCUUCAUUGUGCAAAAUUUCGGGAUGUUGAUGCUGAAAAUACCAUUUUUCACAAUGCAACAUUGCGUGAAUGUGAGUUCACAGGGGCAAAUCUACGUGGCGCUUUGUUGGCUGGAGCUAAUCUUCAGAGUGCAAAUCUACAAGAUGCUUGCUUAGUAGAUUGUAGCUUCUGCGGUGCAGACCUGCGCUCUGCCCAUCUUCAAACUGCUGAUCUUACAAAUGCAAAUUUGGAAGGAGCAAAUCUGGAAGGAGCCAAUCUAAAGGGUGCGAAAUUGACGAAUGCGAAUUUAAAGGGGGCAAACCUUCAACGUGCGUAUCUGCGCCAGGUCAAUCUUCGAGGCACACAUUUGGAAGGCGCAAAGCUGGAUGGUGCGAAUAUGCUUGGAGCAAUUAGAUGACAAUAAACUAAUUCAAGACUCAGGAGAAGAAUUGUGAUGGUGCAUGGGGAUAUGGGAAGAGAUGCCGGAUGCGUAUGUUAAGAUUUUAAACUGCGUGGACGGUGCGUUUGGAGAAGAGCCAGGAAUAUUGUGUUCCAAUGAGAUAAAUAUAUUAGACAAUUUAAAACGACAUAUCUGUAAAUAAAUUAAGUAAAAUUGUCGGUUUGCCCUAAAAUCCUUUAAACAAUAUUUGUUUUAAAGGGUUAUGAAUAAUCAUAAUACAG
Molecule: messenger RNA, 1364 nt
Organism: Lactuca virosa
Lineage: Eukaryota; Viridiplantae; Streptophyta; Magnoliopsida; Asterales; Asteraceae
Source: the annotation of a GenBank genome assembly